AUGGCUCGCACACACGUGCUCAUUUUCCUUGCAAGCCUCCUCUGCUCCCUGGCCCUUGCCCAGGAUGACUGCUACGAGGUCGACGGCAACAAUGUUGGCGAGGAGUACAAGCUCGCGUUGGACGUCUGUGCCAUCAAGGAUGCCCUGGACAGCCCCGACUUCGAUGCAGCUCGGGAGAUUUAUGAGAUGGGGAAGAACUCCCAGUCGUUGACUCUGAUGGAGGUGGCAACUGCUGAGUACCCCACAGACAUGUACCAGAAGUAUGCAGUGUUCUUUGGUGACCAGGUUUGGAUGCACACAAAGAUCGACCAGGCGCUGAGCGGAGAAGGAGACUUCGAUACAGAUGUCAAGCGGGUUCAGGUUGUCAAUAAGCUCCUGCAGGCGUCGGUACUUGUCCAACAGUUCUUCUUCCAUAUCGACUCAGCUCUGGCAAAGAUCACAGCAAACAAUGCGGAGGGUGCUCUCAACAGUUUGGACAAGGCCUUGGCUGUGUACUAUGGAGGAGACAUCCAAUGCAGUCCCUUCGGGAAUGGUCAGGCCAGGGGUAUUGAGUUUGGCACUGUUGCCGACGGGGUCAGCACCACAAAUACAAAAGUCCAUACUGCAAUCAAAGAAGCUGGGGAGGCCCUGUCUGCAGAGGACACGUCAGGUGCAUUCGAGAUUGUCCAGGACACCCGGACUGAAGUCGUGAAGCAGGUCACAAUCAUCUACAUUCAGUCCAGUUUCAAAUACGCGACUCUGGUGGUUGAUGGCUUGGAGGCUGAGGCAGACGUGGAGAAGUCACUGGCGGAGGGAUAUGCCUAUUAUCAGGCUAUAUAUCCCAUCAUCGCUGAUGUCGACCCAGAGGGUGCAGCAGCGAUUGCUGCAGCCUUCAGCCUCAGCGAGGUGGCAGAUGAGGAGAGCGCUGAGGAGGUGAUUCCAAUCUUCAGGGAGAACUUUGACAAGCUGUCUAUUGUUGAGGGCGACGUUAUGGAAUUUGACAAGGAUGCCGCAGCCAACUACGAGGAGCCGGAAGAGACGUCCUGCGUGUUGGAGAACCCCUUCAGCUCGGACGAUUUUGGCAAACCCAAAGUGGAUCGUUAG
Molecule: messenger RNA, 1083 nt
Organism: Ostreobium quekettii
Lineage: Eukaryota; Viridiplantae; Chlorophyta; Ulvophyceae; Bryopsidales; Ostreobiaceae
Source: the annotation of a GenBank genome assembly